This is a messenger RNA of Polypterus senegalus (gray bichir), 3622 nucleotides long. Its product is annotated as 5'-AMP-activated protein kinase subunit gamma-1-like. The coding region runs from base 274 to 1218 and encodes 314 amino acids. NCBI's taxonomy places the organism in Eukaryota, Metazoa, Chordata, Cladistia, Polypteriformes, Polypteridae. The record is from RefSeq and is a predicted model, not a curated record. The transcript has 12 exons.
CGCGUGAGUGUGGCCGGAAGCAGAGAAGCGGGCUUCUUCCUCCGCCGCAGUAGGCUGCUUGGUGACGGGUGGGCAGCUCAAGUUUGUUGAGCAGAAGAAUACAAACAACAUCCGGAAUAAGUUGGAGUCGGCGAAGCAAGCGGCGAUUAUAGUGGUGACUUUAACGAGGGGGUGAAACAUUAUCUCCGUCUUCAUCUUCUUGCUCUAUCACGCUUGUCUUCGUUUGCGGGACUGCGGAGGGCUCAUACAGCCCGGCACACCACUAGAGCAACGAUGGAGUCAGAGGCUAAGGAAGCGCGCGUCUACUCGCGCUUCAUGAAGGCGCAUCGCUGCUAUGACCUAGUGCCCACCAGCUCCAAGCUCGUCGUCUUCGACACGUCCCUGCAGGUCAAGAAAGCCUUCUUCGCGCUUGUGUCGAACGGCGUGCGGGCUGCGCCGCUAUGGGAUAGCAAGAAGCAGAGCUUCGUGGGUAUGCUGACGAUCACGGAUUUCAUCAACAUCCUGCACCGUUACUACAAAUCCCCGCUGGUUCAGAUCUAUGAACUGGAGGAGCACAAGAUUGAAACCUGGAGAGAGCUGUACCUACAAGACUCCUCCAAGCCUCUUGUCAGCAUCUCGCCUAACGCAAGCCUCUACGAUGCUGUGUCGUCCCUAAUUAAGAACAAGAUUCAUCGCUUGCCUGUAAUCGACCCUCUGACGGGGAACACCCUGUACAUCCUCACGCACAAGCGCAUCCUGAAGUUUCUCAAACUCUUUAUCUCCGAGAUGCCUAAGCCAGAGUUUAUGAAGAAGACACUCGAAGAGCUCAACAUUGGCACCUUUGACAAGAUUGCGGUGGUGAAUGCCAAAACCCCCCUUUACACAGCACUGGGCAUCUUUGUGGAACAACGCGUGUCGGCUCUCCCCGUAGUAGACGAGUCUGGACGAGUGGUGGAUAUUUACUCUAAAUUUGAUGUCAUUAAUCUGGCUGCAGAGAAGACCUACAACAACCUGGACAUAACGGUGACUAAAGCUCUUCAGCAUCGCUCGCAGUACUUUGAAGGUGUCCUCAAGUGUUACCGCCAUGAAACAUUGGAGACUAUCAUUGGCCGCCUUGUAGAGGCAGAGGUGCACAGGCUGGUGGUGGUUGAUGAACACGAAGUUGUGAAGGGUAUCGUCUCCCUGUCGGACAUCCUUCAAGCCCUUGUUCUCACAGCUGGAGGAGAGAAGAGUGAUUGAGCCAUCGUGCUUUGCUUCCUUGUAGGAUAAAUUAGGAUGCCUUUGACUUGUGGACCCUGCAUCCUGUCUGCCUGUCCUGCUGCUAGAGCUGCAGAAACAUCUCCAAACCCAUCAUAACUUGGAUUUUUCCAAUGACCCUUUGUUGAAAAGAAACCACAUGCCCCUCUUUGAGUCCUGACAUUCUCAUGUUAGCAUGCAGCAGCUCCAUUGGCAGAACAGGAUUAUUGGGCACAUUCACGGUUUUCAGUGUCAGGUUGGCACUUUGAAGGGGGGUGCCUUGGUUUGGAAACCAAGGUAUAAAGAGCAGAACAAUCCACCUGUUUGGCAAGACUUGGGCAUGUUGGACAUUCUUCAGAUACGAUUUUGACCUGUUGAGCCUGCAAGUGCUUGCUCUUCAAGUUCUGAUGUGGACUGCCCAGGCUGCUUUUCUGGAGUGGGUCAAAAAGGUGAGCCUUUCUGAGGCUGUGAUUGUUUUCCUAAAGUGUUAAACCAAAGUCGUUGCCAAUCGACGCCACCGCGAUUUCAUAAUUGGCUGUCCCUUUUCCUGUUCAAUUUUGGAAUGCCCGGCCCUGCCAUGAUUCAGGCCCCAAAUGCUAAACUGACGCCAGCCUGCUGCAUGGUUUGCUUUUCUACGUUUUUUUUUUUUUGAGCUGGUAAAUGGCUGGCGUGAUGUGCAUACUGUAUGUCUCGUGAAGACAUCCCGCUUGGGCAGUGAUUGAUGGUUGGUGCUAGCAAAAGCCCAAGAGACAUUCGGGCAGGUGGGCCCGAGUGCAUGUGUCCAUCAAAGGGCUACAGGUGAGUGCCAUGGAGUUCUGACUGGCACGGUAGUCUUGGUGUAUUUACAUCUGCUGAAUUAAAAGCACAUUGCAGCUGAGCUGCCUCUUGUGAGGAUGAGGUGCUAAGUGCCCUUCAUCUUAUGGUGACAUUUUACUAUAAAGCGUGAGCACACAUGACAAGGCCUGAUGCCCAGAUUGUCAUCAAUGUUUUGGUGGGCGGUAAAAGCGUUUUGUUUUUUGUUGUUGUUUUUCCCCUUCUGUCUUUCCUCUCUCUCUAAAUAUGUCUUCCAAGCAAACAUUUCUGCUCGUGUUUGAAAGAUUUUAAAAUAGAAGAGUCGCACGUGUUUCAAGAUUUCACAGCACUGAACACCAAUCACAACCCCGCAGCCGGUGGGAUUGUACCAGUCGUAUACAGAGAAAUGAAAAGACGUCAUCUACGCUCACCGGCCACUUUAUUAGGUACACCUUGCCAGACGGCGGUGGACCCCGUUUUUUGGCUUAAGGACUAUCGUAGUUCUUGGUGGCAUCGAUUCAGCAAGGUGCUGGAAAACAUUCCUCAGGGGUUUUGCCCCAUGUUGACAUCACACAGUUGCUGCUGCUUGUGUCUCCUACACAUCGAUGAUGCGGAUCUCCCAUUCCUCCAAAUCCCAAAGGUGUGCGCCAUAGGAGUGAGAUUAGGUGACUGUGGAGGCCAGUGAACUCCCCGGCAUGUUCAAGAAAUCAGUUUGAGAUGAUCUGAACUUUGUCACGUGGCAUGUUAUCAGGCUGGAAGGAGCCAUCAGAAGAUGGUGGUCAUAAAGGGAUGGACAUGGUCAGUAGUAGCACUCGGGUAGGCCGUGGCAUUUAAACAAUGCUCAGUUGGUACUGAAAAGGUCCCAAAGUGUGCCGUGAAAAUAUCCACCGCUGAGCCAAGGCAGGAUGGAUCCCAGCUUUCAUGUUGUUGACCCCACCAUCCGAAUAUCACAGCAGAAAUCGAGACGCAGCAGACCAGGCAACAUUUUUCCAAUCUUGGGUGAGCCGUGUGAAUUGUCGCCUCGGUUGCCUGUUCUUAGCUGACAGGAGUGCCACCCGCUGUGGUCUCCUGCUGCUGUAGCCCCCCAUCUGCUUCAAGGGUCAACGUGUUGUGUGUGCAGAGAUGCUCUUCUCGCGUGUGACAAGUGAUUAUUUGAGUUCCUGUUGCCUUUCUAUAAGCUUGAACCAGUCUGGCCAUUCUCCCCUGGCAUCAAUGAGGCAUUUUCACCCAGGGAGCUGCCGCUGACUGAUAUUUUCCCUUUUCCAGACCAUUCACUGGUUGUGUGUGAAAAUCCCAGUAGAUCAGCAGUCUGUCUGGCACUAAUGCCCAUGCCGCGCUCAAAGUCACUUCAGUUUCCUUUCCUUUUCCUGCCUUUCAGCAGGUCUUCUCCAUGAUGGCUGAAGGCCGAGUUGCUGCCAUGUGAUUGGCUGGUUAGAUAUUUGUGGUAACAAGCUGGUGUACCUAAUAAAGUGGCCGGUGAGCGUAUAAACCGUCAUUAGGCAGUCGCAAGGAGGACUGCAAUGUUGCAAAUAAGACUUCAAGAAGGCAGACACAAUGAAUCCUGGGACCUACAGACCAAUAAAUCUUUCUUCUGUGUCAUUAAGAAUUCUGGGAA